GAUAAUGUAUUUCCUUUUCAGUUCUUACAAUUAGAAUGGCAAUAUUGAAUCUGGGAGCGUCCAUCAUUUUUAGUCUCGUAGUUUGGUGCAACUGCAUUGAAUUAAAAAAUUGGGUUUCUGAAACCUGGAGUUGGCGAUUGCUCAUCGGAAGUAAUGUGAACAAGAGUCACCUGGAUUACACGUUCUGCUAUCAAGACGAUUUUGAAAUUUGCGAUCAGUUUUCAUUUAAACAUAAAAAAAUUCUGGAACGUAAUUGCAGUUGCACCGUGUCUCUCACCAACACCAGUGGCAAUGCUCUAAGCAUGAAUUGCACAGGUAUUAACACGAUGGGAUUUUGUCCACGUAAUUUUAAACUGGACUAUAAAUCCGGCUCUAAAAUCCCAUCGACUGAUCGCUCAACCGAUUCAUCGAGUACAAGUAAUCAAACAAAUCAAAGUGGAAAAUCUUCAGUCGAGAAAAAUAACGAUUUGGGGGUAAAUCUUCUCCUUGCUGUAGCUUUUAUUAUUUCUCUUCUAAUCAAUGUUGCUUUUUGCUAUGGGAACAGAAAAAGAUUUUAUCCCCAAGCCUCAAAAAUUUGUAGUCGUGUGAGAGCAGAGUCAGUAUUAAUUAAUGCUGCUGCUCCAAUAACCGAAAUCAGUCCUUCCUGUGCUCUUUAUGCCGAGGUCAAUAAGAGCAACAAUGAAGUAGGGGCUAACUCCUCUGUUUCGGUGGAAAAUUCCAUUUACGCCGAAGUGGUCAAGGCAAAAAAAGCAAUAAACACGAAGGUUGAAAGUGAUCCAGGCCAACCAAACGCACUUUACGCAGAGGUUAAUAAACCAAGAAUAGAUAAAAAGCAAUUGAGCGACCCUGAGGUGAGAAUAGGGAGUGUAAAAAACAAAGAAUCUGCCGGCGUUCGGUUUGAAAAACAGGAAUCUAAAAUAUACCAGGAAAUAUUGUAAAAAGUAUUUUAAUGAUAUUCCAAUUAAUUCGAUUUUUUAUUCUUCUGAAAAAAAAACAUCAAAAUUUAAAAAUCAGAAUCAAAGAACAACAUUUUAACCCAUUUAACUACGCAUUUAACAAAUUUUUGUUUGAUAUGAAGCUUCAUGGUCCUGUGGAGUAUUAUGGAUCAUAAAAUUGUUUGAGGAACGAAUAAUUAUAGAUGAAUAGAUUAUGUGUACAAAUGUUUUGAAAAAAUCGAUAAAUGUUGAUUUUUAUAAAUCUAAUUUUAUUCCAUUACUAUGAAACUCAAUAUUUAGUUUAUAUUUCUUUAAUAUCAAAUUCAAUGCUCUCUCAUUAUUUUAAUUUUAAGGGCUUCAAUCUUGAAAUUUAAAAAAAAAAACACUAAUCUGCAAGCGCUGAGCCUAAGAUAUUGUAAAAAGAGAAAAAAUAUAAUACUAUAUGAUACACCGUUUUUAAGUUGUGCAAUAAGCGAAUGAAGAUCAUAUAUUAACAGCCAAGAAGUGUCUUGAUAUUUAGACCGUAAUUACAGUUUAUAAUUUUGAUGUAAUUUCAAUAAAGCAAAUUAUUUAC
Molecule: messenger RNA, 1509 nt
Organism: Neocloeon triangulifer
Lineage: Eukaryota; Metazoa; Arthropoda; Insecta; Ephemeroptera; Baetidae
Exons: 3
Coding region: 36-938 (300 amino acids)
Source: RefSeq, a predicted model, not a curated record